This is a messenger RNA of Helicoverpa zea (corn earworm), 584 nucleotides long. RefSeq lists its product as uncharacterized. The coding region runs from base 6 to 584 and encodes 192 amino acids. The record is from RefSeq and is a predicted model, not a curated record. Lineage: Eukaryota; Metazoa; Arthropoda; Insecta; Lepidoptera; Noctuidae. The transcript is spliced from 2 exons.
AUGCUAUGGGAAGCGAUGCCGAUAGCCUCAAUGCGUCGGUCGCACACAUCGUGCUGUGCUGCGUGGCCGGGAAGGGAAUUAGCCGCAUGUCUGGUAAAAGCUUUACCCAUCCUGGGAUGCAUGCCAAUUUCUUCAUACACGGAGUGCUGGGAUUCUUCCACUACCAAAGUGGAAUACUCAACAACGACUUUAAAGAAGCCUACAUGAUAAGCCUGCGUGCGUCCCGCUACCUCGCUCUGCCAUGUCUAAUGGCGGAUCUCCGGCGGGGUGACCACGCCAUCUCUGCCAUUCACCUGAUGUCAGGGCUCGUACCCUUUGCCCUCUCCCUCGUCGGCGAAGACAACGUCCCUCUAGGAAACCUGAUGAUCGCUUGCAAUAUUAUCGCACUCUGCCACUAUUCUUUCUCCACGAACCGCGAGUGGGGAUGGUAUACCGCGGGUGCAGCUGUCAUCGCUUACUUCCUCUCCCCCCAGACAGAGCAGAAGAUGCUUUACCCCCUAACCUUGGCUAUGAUGGAGUACUGCGCAUACAGAGUCUUCCACAUUCACUAUGACCCCCCGCCUGCACCGCCUCCAAGGCGAUAA